AUGAAUCCUCAUUUUUGUGAAGCAGUUGACAACAUGACAUCAAUUUCCAGCAAAGCAAGUGAUGUAGAUAACACCUUUGAUUCCACUGAUUCAGAAAACCACUUUAAUCCUGAAUCAAGUGACGAAAGCAAUUCUUUGAGUGAAAGCGAUUCUUUGAGUCGAGCUUUGAGUGACAAGAAAAGGUAUAAAUCAGCGGGUAAAAAGCGGACCCUAAGUACAUCAUCUCAAGGGCAAAGUGCUGGUGAGUCUGAGACUAACACAGACAAAAGUGAGAAAAAAAGCCCUACAAAAAAGACAAAAAUUAGAGUACAUCCCAAGAAAUUAUUUUCAAAGCCAAGAUCGCAAAGCGAAGCCACAGUACAAGUAGCAAAAAGCAUUGAAUCAAGUACUAAAGAGCAAGAGAAAAAUAGAGAUGAGCAAUUAAAGAUUUUAUUAGAAGCAGAAAGAAAGAGGGAUGAACUAUUUUAUGCACACCAAAGGGAACAAGCAGAGGCAAACAGGAGACAUGAGAUGCUUUUGGCUCAACUACUUACAAGAGGAUCAUCAACUUCAUAUCAAACCACAGGUCCAAAAUCAUCUUCAGAUGGCCCACUCUUUCAAUACUCCUUAAGUUAUGGUUAUAGCCUAGCAGCAACCUGA
Molecule: messenger RNA, 639 nt
Organism: Paramuricea clavata
Lineage: Eukaryota; Metazoa; Cnidaria; Anthozoa; Malacalcyonacea; Plexauridae
Source: the annotation of a GenBank genome assembly